AUGGCUAAGCUCUUCAUCUUUCUGUCCGCCUUUCUGGGCAUCCUCACUACAUUGAUCUCAGCUCAGUCCAGCCCUUUCGAAAUGGUCACCCUCGUCAAGAUUGGCUACGCCACUGCCGAGCUAGCUGAGCACUACCACCGCCUCGACGUCACCUACAAAACCAUCAACGCAACCGCCAUCAAAGCUGCCGUCCUGGUCCCGAAGAAGCUCGCAGCCUCCAACAAGAAGACCGACGCGCCCGUGGUGGUGCAUUUCCACGGCGGUGGUCUCAUCAUCGGAACUAACCUCGAGCCUGUCUUCAUUGCCGACUGGGUAACCCAACUCCCCGUCUCCACAAACUCCAUCCUCGUCUCCCCGCUCUACCGCCUCCUCCCUGAAGCCAACGCCCCAGAGACCCUAUCCGACAUCUCCUCCUUCUGGUCCUGGCUUCACACCUCUCUCCCAUCCGUCAUCACCUCCGCCUACCCAAAGAUCAAUACCAACCUCAACCAAAUCGUCACCGUAGGAGAGUCAGCAGGCGGCUACCUCGCCGUUCAAUCCGCUCUCUUAUUCCAGGAAAAAGCAAAGAUCAAGGCCGUCAUCGCGCAAUACCCCGCCAUCUGGCCCGACCUAGCCGCCUGGGGGUCUCUUCCCCUCCCUGACCCAACCAACGAAGCUGUCAUUAAAGCCGGAAAGGUCAUUGAUGAGUACCUCGGUAACCUGACGGGAACAGAAAUAAGAAUUGACGCCCCCUACCCUGACCGCUGGGAGUUGACAGAGGCGGCGUUGUUGAGUGGGAGGAGCUUUGAGUUUUGGGGGGACGAGACUGAUAUUGCACAAUCGGGGUUGGGGUAUGCUUUGAACGUGUCGAGGCAGUGGGGGGACAAACUGCCGGGGUUUUGGGUUCUUCAGGGGGAGAAUGACGGGAUGGUUGCACAGGCGGGGACGGAGGAGUUUCUUGCUCGGUUGAAGGGGGUUCACCCGGGGGUGGAGGUCAAGUACACGCUUAGACCGGGAUUGCAUGGUUUUGAUGCGCUUUAUGGGUUGGACAAGCCUUUUAUUGCGGAGGGGGUGAGGUGGGUGAAGGGGUUUUGGUUGAGGGGGAAGAACUAGGUACCUAAGAUAUCCAAGGGAUCAUUUACCAUAUCCAUGCCUAGGCGUGCCUAACGGAAAGGUAUACAACUCACUUACGGACAGAAAGAAUGGGGAGUGUGGCAAGUAAUGAUUAAACAAAACGGCUGCUUUACUGGAGGGCUCAAGGUCACCGUGACUCAUAAGCAAGAGACAAGCAGAAAACUGAAC
Messenger RNA from Podospora pseudocomata, 1281 nucleotides. RefSeq lists its product as uncharacterized. The transcript has 2 exons. The record is from RefSeq and is a predicted model, not a curated record. Gene Ontology annotation, molecular function: lipase activity. The coding region runs from base 1 to 1092 and encodes 363 amino acids. NCBI's taxonomy places the organism in Eukaryota, Fungi, Ascomycota, Sordariomycetes, Sordariales, Podosporaceae.